AUGGAUAUGUUAACCCAUGGUAGUGGGUUUUCUUGGGACAAUGCAAAGAAAAUGGUUUUAUGUGAUCAAGAUGUAUUUGAAGGUUGGGUCAAGGGGCAUAAAGAUGCUAAUGGUUUGAGACUCAAACCAUUUCCACAUUUUGAUGAUCGAAGUCUUGUUUUUGGUAAAGAUCGUGCUAAUGGAAAAGGAGCAAUGUCAGCUACUGAUAUUUUGGAAGAGUUAGAUCAAGGUGAAGCAAGCAAUGACAUUGGAGUUGAUGACUUAGAAGCCGAAACCGAUGCCUCUCAUACUAAUACAGUUGCAUCCACUCCAAGUAGAAUGGAAUGUUCAUCACAAUCUCGUAGAAAAAGAGUAAAGAAUGAUGACACAACUUUAAUUAAUGUGGUGGCAAGAACAUGCAAUGCAUUAGAGAGCCUUGUUGGUAACUUCAACCAACAGACGAAAAGGGAAAAUAGAGUGGUUGGUGAAUUGGAGAAACUUCCUAAUCUUAAUAGGUUGGACAUAUUGAAAUUAAGUCAAAUUAUUAUGAAUGACCCGAUGAAAGUCAAACUUUUGUUCAAUUUAGAUGAAGAUCUCAAGGUUGAAUGGGUGAAACAACUUCUUCAAACCCCAUGA
Messenger RNA from Vitis vinifera (wine grape), 615 nucleotides. RefSeq lists its product as uncharacterized. Bases 1 to 615 code for a protein of 204 amino acids. NCBI's taxonomy places the organism in Eukaryota, Viridiplantae, Streptophyta, Magnoliopsida, Vitales, Vitaceae. The record is from RefSeq and is a predicted model, not a curated record. The transcript has 2 exons.